This is a messenger RNA of Paraphaeosphaeria sporulosa, 1140 nucleotides long. Its product is annotated as phytanoyl-CoA dioxygenase. The transcript has 2 exons. Lineage: Eukaryota; Fungi; Ascomycota; Dothideomycetes; Pleosporales; Didymosphaeriaceae. Bases 124 to 1053 code for a protein of 309 amino acids. The record is from RefSeq and is a predicted model, not a curated record.
ACUACGGCGAGCUCCGACGCCCAAAUCCGGGCCGUAUCGCGUGAGGUACGUCUACACAGUAACCCAGUGGUCCUCGAUCCUACCGCUACAGUUACGCCCCAGAAACUUACUACUCACGACACAAUGGCUCAGACGGACGGCCUCACGCCUGAACAGCUCGCGUUCUUCAAUGACAAUGGCUACCUACUCGUCCCCGACGCGCUGUCUCAGGACACAGUCAAGGAGCUGCUACAGGACACGAACAAGAUGCUGGAUGAGUUCUCGCUCGACGACCACCCCAUGACGAAGUUCGCGACCGGGGGCGACGACGGCGACGGACACGUGGGCGACGCCUAUUUCCUCGAGUCUGGGGACAAGGUGCGGUUCUUCUUUGAAGAGGAGGCCUUCGACAAGUCCGGCAACCUCACCAAGCCGAAACAGCGCGCUAUCAACAAGAUCGGCCACUACCUGCAUGAGCUCUCGCCUUCGUUCCGAAAGAUCUCGCUCUCUUCCCACAAUGCCGCCAUCGCGCGAUCCCUCGGCUUCCGCGACCCUCGAUGCCUGCAGUCGAUGGUGAUUUGCAAACAACCUCAAAUCGGGGCCGAAGUCCGCCCACACCAAGACAGCACUUUCCUGUACACUGAUCCGCCAAGCGCGGUCGGCUGGUGGUAUGCCCUAGAAGAUGCGACGGCAGAGAACGGCUGUCUGAGUUUUGCAGCUGGCAGCCACAAGCGGGCACCUGUGGCCAAGCGAUUUGUACGGACAGGGAAGGACGACGGCGCCGAAGGCACAGGCUUCAUCGAUAACGAGGGCGCACAAUUUCCCAAGGCGCUGCAGCGGGAGCAGAACGGUGCGACGAACGGCGAGUCGAAGGAGGAGCAGUAUACGAUGGGCGAGGUCAAGGCGGGCACGCUGGUGCUGAUACACGGCAAUAUCCUGCAUCGAAGUGAAAAGAACAGCAGCGACAAGAGCCGCUUCAUAUAUACGUUCCACGUCAUCGAGGGUGACCAGACGUAUGACAAGAAGAACUGGCUGCAGCCGCCAGAGAAGGGGUUCUCAAAGCUGGCACCGUAGUGCUAAGAGAUGAGAAUCGCAUUACUGUCAAAUCUAUGACUUGGCUUGCACACAUAAUGCUAUACCGGCGAGCACGAAGCCCAUGCC